This is a messenger RNA of Fomitopsis serialis, 678 nucleotides long. RefSeq lists its product as uncharacterized. The coding region runs from base 4 to 678 and encodes 224 amino acids. The record is from RefSeq and is a predicted model, not a curated record. The transcript has 2 exons. NCBI's taxonomy places the organism in Eukaryota, Fungi, Basidiomycota, Agaricomycetes, Polyporales, Fomitopsidaceae.
CGGAUGGUAUGCUUUGUCGGCGGACAUGCUAGUUUCAACACUUCACUGGCACAUGCGGGUGUGGAUGGGCCUAUUUCUAUCGCACCACCAGUCGUCCAGCCCCGAAAUCCGUCCUGUUCGACAUACUGCUACGAGAAAGCUUGCCCGUCGCUGCCAGAACUCCGAGUAGGCCGGGUUGAGUCUACGCAGGACUUGCAUGUAACUACCCACUCACACGCGAUCCCCUCCGAGUCAAAGCCUCGGCAAUCCAGCCACCCGCCAACCGCCUACACCUGUCGACGAAUCCUUGAAUCCAACAUGCCCAUCCUUCACGCGCACUGCCCCGACUCAAAUCCCGCAUGCGACGUGACCAACCGGUUCCGGGCGUGCACAAGUACAAACGUCCACCAAACGAUCGAGAUCCCAUCAUUCCUCCCCGGGGAAGCAUCGAAGAUUCGAACCUGCGACCCGCCGAUGCCAGGCACGGACACGGACUCGGACGCAUCGCGCCCGCGCCCGAUCGAACCUGAACCGGAGUCGAGCCGCGGACGAAUCAGCGUCCCAGGAUUCCAUGCGAGUGUAGUCGACAUCCACGCACCGACUCGGCCUGUUUCCGACCAGGCCGUCGACACAGUCCACCCGGAGCUCGAGGCACGAGGGCGGCGGAACCCGCACCCAUGCUCGCCCGAACGCAUAUGA